This is a messenger RNA of Ictalurus furcatus (blue catfish), 5237 nucleotides long. RefSeq names its product syntaxin 19 (gene stx19). Gene Ontology annotation, molecular function: SNARE binding; SNAP receptor activity. The transcript is spliced from 2 exons. Gene Ontology annotation, biological process: synaptic vesicle fusion to presynaptic active zone membrane; intracellular protein transport; exocytosis. The record is from RefSeq and is a predicted model, not a curated record. Gene Ontology annotation, cellular component: plasma membrane; SNARE complex; synaptic vesicle. The coding region runs from base 3454 to 4341 and encodes 295 amino acids. Lineage: Eukaryota; Metazoa; Chordata; Actinopteri; Siluriformes; Ictaluridae.
CCUCAUGGUCUGGAGUGUGUUAUUCCAUUUAUAACACAGUAAUUUUGCCAAUGAUCACUUUUCAUUUAUUAGUGAAUGACACAUCUCACGUUUUAACAGUUUAAAUAUUUAAUACCGUGGAAUGUCCUGGAGUUAGUAAGUUAGUUCCUGUUAGCACUUAUGCUAUACCUGUAAUAACACUUGUUAGAUCACCAGUAUCUCCUCUCUCUCUCUCUCUCUCUCUGUCUCUCUCUCUCUCUCUGUCUCUCUCUCUCUCUCGCUCUCUCUCUCUCUCUGUCUCUCUCUCUCUCUCUCUCUCUCUCUCACUCUGAAAACUCUGUCCUCAAGACUUUCCUGUGCUGGGAAACGUUGCAAAACACCAUGACUGUUACAAAGUGCUGGCUUCUAUAAAUGUUAAAUAAAUGUCUCCUAAAAAAAUAAAUAAAUAAAGCACAGUUUAAGAAGCCCUGUGCUAAGCCACCACAUCAUUCAUUAAAUCUCUUUCUUGUUAGUCUUAGAUUCUGUGGACUGUGCACCAUACAAGUCCCUGUGUAUGAGAUGUUACUAUAGGAAUAAUAAUGUUACAACAAUAGCAUUAAUAAUAACUAUCAUUAAUAUUAUGUUACAGCCGGAACCACUGUCUGAGCCAUGCUGUUAUACAAAAAUAAUAAAACAAAAAGCUUCUACCAAGCAGAUUAGAGAAUUCAACCACGCUGUGGUAUAAUGGUGAUAUAAUAUUACUAAAACCUCUUUCUGAUAUUUUACAUUAAAUUGGUUAUUACUAUUAUUUGUAUCUAUUGCCAAAAAUGUCCACAUGAGUUUCCUUUGGUUCUCUGGUUUCCUCCCACUUCCCCAAAACAUGCCGGUAGGCAGAUUGGCUGCACUAAAUUGCCCCAAGGCGUGAAUGUGUGUGGUGCCCUAUAAUGGACUGGUGUCCUAUUCAGGGUGUAUUCCCAUCUCACACACAGUGUUCCUGGGAUUGGUCUCGGCUCCACCAUAACCCUGACCAGGAAGUGCACACUGAAGAUGAACAAAUUAAUCAAGUUAAAUGUAGGUCAUACACAGCAUAACAAAAUUAAUAAAUAAAAUUAACAAAAUCACUAUUCCAUUAUAUUACUUUAUAAACCAGCAGCAGUGAGUAAACUGUAUUUUCUUUAUAUGGUCAGCAGGGGGCAGUGUAUACUACCUAGAACACUAUUUUCUUGGCUCAACAGUUUUGUUUACUCAGUUCAUAAACAAAUAUAUCCGGCCAAGGAGUAACUGCAAAGUACUUCACAAAUAAAUAUAGAGUAUUGUUGUGGAGAAAGAAGACAUUCCGUGGAUGUGGAGGUCCCUGAUCAGUAAGCAGAGUGAAGAUGAAACCAGCUGAUAUUCAAAAUUUGACAUGUUUAAAGAAUAAUGUUCAUUCUGUGGUGUUUCAAAGUCUGUAAAUCAGUUUUGUCCGGACUUUAUUCCUGCCAUAGCAAUAAUAAGUAAUAAAUACAAUGAUAUAAGUGUUACAGACGUUUCUACUUUAUAAAGGUCUUUAAACAAAUGAUUUAUUUGAAUUUGGGUAGGAAAUUAGUAGUAAAGUCUUUAUUAAACAGCAAUGGCAUCAUCCAGUAUAAGGAAGGCAAUCUUUAUUUUUGAUCACAUUGCUGUUUGCAUUUCUUAGAAACAGGUGGACAGGGCUGCAGGCUUGUGUUACUGUUUGAGUCACUGUGGUUGGAGCUAUAGGGGUUUUUUCUAUUCAGUUACACCUUUAUUUGCUUUCAACUUCCUGCUUUACUCUCCACUUUCUGCUUAAUCUUUUAGCAAAUUGCAGCACAGUCUUCAAGACAAACAGCACAGACACUGCCAUCAGAUUUUUUUAUUUUUAUUUUUUAUCAGUAAUGACAUUCUGUUGUUCCACAUGUUUUUGUGGCAAGAUAAGAAAUUUAGGUGUAACAAUGAAUAAUAUCUUUAUUUGGUCUGAAUCAUUUCUGUCCUUUAUUUGUUUCUGCUUGCUUCCUUUUACUUGAGUGUCUUUGUUCUAAACGCUUCGUCCUUUUAACCCAAAGUACUUCUGACUCAUGCCUUUCUGUGUGUGUGGGAGUGAAGCUUUCAUAUAUCUCUUUAUAUGUGUAAAUAUUUAGAGCAACAUGGACUUUUUAAAUGGUCUGAACAUGUUAAAAUGGUCUGAACACUUCAACAAUAUUUACAGUUUGUCAAUGUUACUUAUAUGACUUCUACUCACGCCACCAGGUUCAUUUCUAAUUCCGAAAGCAGGCCAGUAAAAGAUUUACCUAAGAUCAUUUUGGGGAAUAUGGCCUGCAUUUAACUUUUAAUUCUAUGUGUCUAUCCAGGAAUGAAGAAAAGCAGCUUUCUUUCUUUCUGAUGUAUCCUUGAUAAUGGUUUUAGUUCUCUUUAUAAGGGCCGCCGAUUGGUUAGAAAGAUAUAUGUAGCUUUACUGAAUCCUUCAGCCUACUGCAACAAAGCAACAUGUUUCUGAAAGCACAAUUUACUCCUGAACAAAUCUGACAGAGAACAGUCUCAAGGUCUUUUAGCCCUUAAACUCCCUGGACCUUAGAGCGGGACCAGACUUACAUUUCUUACACUAGUAACUGCAUUAGUCUACCUUUUCGGCUAGUUUCUUUGUUGGUACUGAAGAAAUCUUAGUAGUAAGUGAAGAUAUGCUUUAAAAAUAAUAGGGUGAAAUUAAUCUCCUUCUCUGAGGGGAUUUUUAUAAGGCAUUACAAAUCAAUUACAUAAAUGACAGUUGUUUUUUCAACAUAUUGAAGUGGUUUUUCUUUUCUUCUUUUAAGAUAUGUAAAGAUUCAUAUCAUAUAUUAAGUUAUGAUUAGAUAACCUUGCAGGCAACCUGAGGUUAGUGGUGGGCUUAAUUUUAUUUACUUACAGUAAUAAAGAAAUCAGUGGAAGUACCUCAUAAAGUUAGUAUAAAUCUGCAUGUGUGUGUGUGUGUGUGUGUGUGUGUGUUAUGUUUUUGUUAGGCAAUACUCCAACAGUUAUGUCCAAUGGCCUGUAGGAAUUUUGAUUACAUUGUCAGAAGUAAUCAGAUCAAUUGAAUGAGUUUUUUGUUGUGUUAAAUGACAUUAUGCCCAGGAAUUGUGCUUGGGUCAAUGCAUGAGUUGUUUCAGUACUGUGCUUAUUCACAUCACUCCUCCUUUUUCAGACAGCCUAAAAUCUUCACUCUCUAUUGGUCAAACAAAGUUCUAACUGUAAUAGUAGGUGUGGCUGCGAACUAGCUCUACCAGAAUUCCCAUGGGUCAGGACUGUAUAACUGAGACUAGCAGAAGCUAAGGGAGUUUUAUUCCUGGCAGUUGCUUUAAAGCCAGGCUGAAGUGGAGAAUGCCUCUGAUGAAUCAAGAUUAUUAGGAUAUUUUGUUCUCUCUACGGACUCAUGAUGCAGCGCCAUUCAACCCUCCAGGGACUAAAACAUAAGCGGACAACAACACUGCCUAUUAACUCCAAGGUCUUCCUCUCUGAGCUUUAGUCAUGAAGGAUCGAUUAGAAGAGCUGCGUCUGCAGAUCAAAGCAAAUCAGCAACUUCAAGACGGUAACUCCUUCACCCAACAUGAAGAAGAAGAGCCAAUGUCCUUCCUUGGUCGCUGGCCACAAGCUGUGCUCUUUGAGACUGAGCCUGUGCUGGAGAAUUUCCUGGAUGAGGCUAAGCGUGUUCGUGACAGCCUUGAAGAGCUGGAGGCUGAGGUUAAGAAGUUCAGUCAGCAGCAGAGAAACCUCGUGGCCACCAUGCGGCGCUUCAGUGUCAUGAAAAAAGAGAGCAGCCUGACUCGGGACAUCAAGCUGCAGGCUGAGAACCUGCAUAAGAAGCUUGAUGCCCUCUCAAUGCAGGCAAAGCGCACUGAGACUGAACUGGGGGCGCCAGCUGCUACAGCCCGGAUCCAACAUGCCCAGCAUGAUGUUCUCUGCCGUCGGUUCCAGGAGGUCAUGCGUCAGUACAAUGACUCGCUCCUAGGCAAGCAAGACAAAUGCAAGCAGUUCAUCAUAAGGCAGCUGGAGAUCUCUGGCCGAGAGGUAUCAGAGGAAGAAGUGGAAAACAUGGUAGAGCAGGGUAAAUGGGAUGUUUUCAAUGAGAACAUCCUGGUGGAUGUCAAGAUCACUCGCACACAGUUAUCUGAGUUAGAGCAACGCCACAAAGAACUGCUCACCCUUGAGAGCAACAUGAAGGACCUGAGAGAACUCUUUCUAGAUGUGUUCAUGCUUGUGGAAGAGCAAGGAGCGCAAAUUGACAAUAUCCAGGCCAAUGUAGAGAAGACUCAGGACUAUGUGUUGGUUUGUAAUGAGAAAUUCAAGAUGGCUUCCAGAUAUAGGAAGAAGAACCCUUUAAGAAGACUGUGUUGUUGCUGCUGCCCAUGGGCAUGAAGGAGGACAUAUAGUAUAAAGGGCUUAGUUUGUGAAAACAUAAAGAGAACCUGUGGAAUUUAUACAAGCCUGGAUAAUUUCCCUACUGUAGCUCAACCCUAGCUCGAUUUAAGACAUUUCUGUAGAAUCAAGACACCAGAGUUGUGAAUGCUAAGUGUAGAACUGAUAUGUAGCUACUAAUGAUACAAAUGCUCAUGCUUUAUUUUUGUUAUGUAGAAAAUAUUUUAUUUAUUUAUGACAGAUGUAUUUUAUUUCUAUAUUACACUACAUAUUUUAUCUUUUUUAAAAUUAUUUUUAUUAUGGCCAACCCCAUUUCAUUUUGAGUUUUAAUUUAAAUACAUAUGGUGUGUGUGUGUGUGUGUGUGUGUGUGUUUUCCAUUCAACACUGCUGUUUCAGUGAAAAAAAUUACAUUGCUUGCUUUCUUUCUGUCAUGCCCUCAUUAUGAGUGUGGUUUCUGAAUUCAUUCAAAAAGAUGAUGUCUUAUGAUGAAUAAUCACUGUUAUAUGACAGAAAACGUUAAAACAAUAGAAAUAAAAUGUUUCUAGGGCUGUGUAAUACUCCAAGUUGGGAUGCUAUACGGUUUUCCUAAAUGCCACAGUGUUGUUAAGCGUGAUUGUUCUGCACUAUAUCAGCAUUCAUACGGUAAAUACAAAUCUAUAUUUAUCAACAGUAAAAUGUCCAUUAUUCAUUUAGAUGAAGGGAGUGAAAGUGUUACGUCAGAUGAUAGAGGAAGACAAACUGAUCUGGGUGUGUCUUGUGAACCGCAUAACACUUAUCCAGAACAAUACUGUGCCAAAGAAAUUGUAUAAAGACAGUGUUUAUACAUAUUUACAGAAUUUUUUUAAAAUGUAAAAAUCCUUUUACAUUAACUUUGAUUUUACAAAGACAUCCUCAA